Messenger RNA from Lottia gigantea (owl limpet), 1425 nucleotides. RefSeq lists its product as hypothetical. The record is from RefSeq and is a predicted model, not a curated record. The coding region runs from base 1 to 1425 and encodes 474 amino acids. Lineage: Eukaryota; Metazoa; Mollusca; Gastropoda; Lottiidae. Gene Ontology annotation, cellular component: membrane. Gene Ontology annotation, molecular function: transmembrane transporter activity. The transcript has 14 exons. Gene Ontology annotation, biological process: transmembrane transport.
AUGGAAAGUUUAUCUUUACUUUCAGAAACAUAUACAAUUCAAGAAGCAAUAGAUUAUAUAGGAUUUGGUAAAUUUCAAGUUAAACUUUCUGUACUAACUGGUUUUGCAUGGAUGGCUGAUGCUAUGGAAAUGAUGAUAUUAUCUAUCUUAUCACCAGCGUUACAUUGUGAAUGGCAACUGAAGGGUAUACAGGAAGCCUCUAUUACAACAGUUGUAUUUUGUGGAAUGAUGUUGUCGUCUAGUAUAUGGGGUGGUAUUUGUGAUAAAUAUGGUAGAAAAAAGGAAUUGAUCUUGUGCUCUGUGUUUACGUGUUAUUUUGGUAUUUUGAGUGCAUUUUCUCCAAAUUAUUAUUGGAUGUUGAUAUUAAGAGGUUUAGUAGGAUUUGGUAUAGGGGGAGCUCCACAAUCGGUCACAUUAUAUGCUGAAUUUUUACCAUCAAAAUCACGAGCAAGAUGUGUUGUUUUAGUAGAGGUAUUUUGGGCGUUAGGAGCAUGUUUUGAGGUAUUAUUAGCUCUAGUUGUUAUGCCAGUGUAUGGUUGGAGUACUCUAUUAGGUUUAUCAGCUCUACCAUUACUCUUCUUCUCUUUGUGUUGUUUUUGGUUACCAGAAAGUGCCAGAUAUGACAUCACUCGAGGUGAUUAUGAAAAGGCUGUAGCUACUAUAAAAAGAAUAGCUGAAGAAAAUGGUAAACCAGCACCACCUGGUCGAUUAGUUGAACCUAAAGUUGAGGAGAUAAAGACUGGUUCAUACAAGGAUUUAUUUAUGCCUGAUUUAAAAGUUACUACUAUUUUACUCUGGAUUAUUUGGCUAGUAUGUGCUUUCUCAUAUUAUGGUAUUGUACUCCUGACUACAGCUUUAUUUGAGAAUCCUGAUGGUUGCCAUGGUACUGAUGUAAAAACCAAUCCAGAACCAAAAUGUUAUUUGGAAUGUAAAACAUUAACAACAGAUGAUUAUAGAGAUUUGACUUGGACGACAUUUGCUGAAUUUCCUGGAUUAUUUGUGACUGUGUUUAUUAUUGAUUUCUUUGGUAGAAAAAAGACAAUGGCGUUUCAAUUUUUUGUCUUCACUGUAUUUGUCCUCUUAGUCAAUAUUUGUACAAAACGAGUCUGGUUGACAUUAUUUCUGUUUAUUGCUAGAGCAUUUAUAUCAGGUGCUUUUCAAGCUGCUUAUGUCUAUACACCUGAGAUCUAUCCCACAUCUAUGAGAGCAUUAGGUUUGGGUGCGUGUAGUGGUAUGGCUAGGAUUGGUGCAAUAAUUACCCCCUUUAUAGCUCAGGUUCUGUUAAAAAAAUCGUCAUUUUUAUCCAUAUCUAUAUAUGGUUCCAUGUGUUUAAUAGCAACUAUAGCAGCAUUGCUGUUACCUAUUGAAACUAAAGGCAGAGAAAUGCAGGUAUGUAUUAAGUGUAUAAGGUUAAAACUAUCAUGA